This is a messenger RNA of Oryza sativa Japonica Group (Japanese rice), 1504 nucleotides long. NCBI's taxonomy places the organism in Eukaryota, Viridiplantae, Streptophyta, Magnoliopsida, Poales, Poaceae. The record is from RefSeq and is a predicted model, not a curated record.
UUCCGGUGACGGCGACGAAGAGAAUUUCAUAUCCCUCCACCUCGCCGCCUCCCUUCUUCGGAUUUGGUCUGGUUUGGUUGGAGGUUAGCUCGCCUCUGAUUGGGUUGGUUGGGUGGUCGGCUUCGGUCUCGAACCGCGGCGACUUCUCCUCUUUGGGUUUGGGUUUCGAGGGGGCCAAUGGAGGAGAGGUACGAGGCGUUGAAGGAGCUCGGGGCCGGCAACUUCGGGGUGGCCAGGCUGGUCAGGGACAAGAGGAGCAAGGAGCUCGUCGCCGUCAAGUACAUCGAGAGGGGCAAGAAGAUUGAUGAAAAUGUGCAGAGGGAGAUCAUCAAUCAUAGGUCGCUCCGGCAUCCCAAUAUCAUUCGGUUUAAGGAGGUUUGUUUGACACCCACACACCUAGCCAUUGUCAUGGAGUAUGCUGCUGGUGGAGAACUCUUUGAACAAAUCUGCACCGCAGGGCGAUUCAGCGAAGACGAGGCAAGGUACUUCUUCCAGCAGCUAAUAUCAGGUGUCAGCUACUGUCAUUCUCUGGAAAUUUGCCACCGUGAUCUUAAACUUGAGAACACCCUCCUGGAUGGAAGCCCAACACCUCGUGUGAAGAUUUGUGACUUUGGUUACUCAAAGUCUGCUUUGCUGCAUUCGAAGCCGAAGUCUACAGUUGGUACUCCAGCAUACAUAGCGCCAGAAGUUCUUUCAAGAAAAGAAUAUGAUGGCAAGGUAGCAGACGUUUGGUCCUGUGGUGUGACACUGUACGUGAUGCUUGUCGGUUCAUACCCGUUUGAAGAUCCAGGUGAUCCGAGGAAUUUCCGCAAAACGAUCAGCAGAAUUCUUGGCGUGCAAUACUCCAUCCCGGACUACGUGAGGGUGUCUUCCGACUGCAGGCGCCUUCUAUCUCAAAUAUUUGUUGCCGAUCCUUCAAAGAGGAUCACGAUCCCUGAGAUAAAGAAGCACACGUGGUUUCUGAAGAAUCUGCCAAAGGAGAUAUCGGAGAGGGAGAAGGCCGACUACAAGGACACGGACGCCGCCCCUCCGACGCAGGCCGUCGAGGAGAUCAUGCGGAUCAUCCAGGAGGCCAAGGUCCCCGGCGACAUGGCCGCCGCCGACCCGGCGCUGCUCGCGGAGCUCGCCGAGCUGAAGAGCGACGACGAAGAGGAGGCCGCCGAUGAGUAUGACACCUACUGACCAUCCAUGAUCCAUAUGCAUCCAUGGUCGUUGUGCUGCAGCUGUAAAUAUGAUCCGGAAUAUACGUGAUCGCCAGACCAAAUGAUAUGCGUAUUCUGAUGCAUUUUCUGCCGUGUAUACUCUGCACCGGAUUUUCCUGCAGCGUAAAUAAUAAAGAAAAAAAAUAAUUAUUUGUUUGCAGUUUCGUGUGAUCAUUUGGCAAGGACUAUUCAGUUUGCAUGGUCAUUUUCCCAGUUUAUUCAUUGAAUUAUGUAAUUGGAUUAUUUGUGCUACACUUCCUUGUCUUUGGAUUAUUUAAACAUAUUAUUUGCGCUUCUCAAAA